AUGAUUCAGGGUCCCGGUACCCUCGUCGCCAUCGUCACGGGCGCCGGAUGCGCCGGUGACGGCAUCGGCAACGGCCGCGCCAUCUCCAUCCUCCUCGCCGACGACGGAUGCGACGUCAUCUGCCUCGACAUGGACCUGGGCUGGGCGACCAAGACGGCGGAGAUCGUGGCUAGCAAGCCGAACCGCGGCAAGGCGAUCCCCUGCAAGGGCGACGUCACGUCCGCGGCCGACUGCGAGGCCGCCGUGAAGCUGGCCGUCGACAACUUUGGCCGGCUCGACAUCCUCGUCAACAACGUGGGCAUCGGUGGCGCGCCCGGUACUGCUGUCGACGUGGACAUGGACAAGUGGGCUAAGGGCCUCGAGAUCAAUGUCUCGAGCAUGGUGCAGAUGGCCAAGUACGCGGUUCCUGUUAUGGCGCGCAACGAGGGCGAGUCCAAAGGGUGCAUUAUCAACAUGGGCAGCGUCGCUGGUCUCAAGGGCGGCACGCCCCAUCUGCUCUACCCUACGGCCAAGGGUGCCGUGGUGAACAUGACGAGGGCUAUGGCGGCGCACCAUGCGCAGGACGGUAUUCGCGUCAACUGCGUUUGCCCCGGUAUGCUCUACACGCCCAUGAUGUACGAAAAGGGAAUGACGGAAGAGGCAAGGGCCGCCAGGAAGGCCAGGAGUCUACUCGGUACUGAGGGCACAGGCUGGGAUUGCGCGACAGCCGUCGUCUUCUUGGCUGGUCCUCACGCCAGGUGGAUCACGGGUGCUAUCCUUCCUGUGGAUGCGGGAACGACGGCGGCGGUUGGUAUUGGGAUGCCCAAGGGCACGAGCGUAAACUCUUAA
Molecule: messenger RNA, 828 nt
Organism: Parascedosporium putredinis
Lineage: Eukaryota; Fungi; Ascomycota; Sordariomycetes; Microascales; Microascaceae
Source: the annotation of a GenBank genome assembly